GUGAGCACUUGCAUGUCAACAACAGAGCGCGGACAGACACAUAACCCAGGCAGGAGAAGCGGUGUGUACAGUAGUUGCUACAGACAGUAGCCAGUGGGCUGUGCUGAGUUGUGGCUGACAUGGAGGUGGUGCUGGAGGCGGUGAAGGCUCUGUUGCCCCUGGAGCCCAGCGGCCUGUCCGUGUCCGUGGGGAUGCUGCUCCUCUUCCUGGGCCUUCUCUACUGGUAUUCUAUCUAUCCAUACUCCGUCCUGGCGCGAUGUGGACUGCGGCACCCCAAGCCCACCCCGUUCUUUGGGAACAUCAUGCUGUUUCGAAAGGGAUUCCUGGACCCCCUGAAUGACCUAAUCAACACUUAUGGGCGGGUUUGUGGGUACUACCUGGGUAGGAGAGCAGUGGUGGUGGUGGCGGAUCCAGAUAUGCUGCGGCACGUGAUGGUCAAGGACUUCAACCUCUUCCCCAACAGAAUGAGGGUGCGCUUCUCCAGUAAGCCCAUGACUGACUGUCUCCUGAUGUUGACUGAUGACCAUUGGAAACGGGUUCGCAGCAUCCUCACGCCCUCCUUCAGCGCCGCCAAGAUGAAAGAGAUGGUGCCAUUGAUCAACACCGCCAGCCACACGUUGCUGACCAACCUUGAAGGACAUGCAGAAAGUGGACAGAGCUUUGACAUCCACAAGUGUUUUGGCUGCUUCACCAUGGAUGUGAUAGCCAGCGUGGCGUUCGGGCUGCAGGUGGACUCCCAGAGCAACCCCAACGACCCCUUUGUCUUCCACGCCCAGAAGUUCUUCUCCUUCUCCUUCUUCAGGCCCAUCAUGUUCGUCUUCAUCAUGUUCCCGUUCCUGGUGCCUCUUCUGCGGUUCCUGCCCAAUAAGAAUCGUGAUGACAUGAACGGCUUCUUCAUCAGCUGCAUACAGAAGAUGAUCCAGCAACGAGACGAGACGCCCCCCGAACAGCGCCGUCGAGACUUCUUGCAGCUGAUGCUGGAUGCACGCUCCUCCAAGGAGACUGGCGUGUCACUGGAGCACUUCGACAUCGUCAACCAAGCAGACGAGGCCGCCCCCUCCACUUCCACCUCCACCUCCCCCUCACGCGCACACACACACUCACCGGGACACAAGCACACACUCAACGGCUCAGCACCGCAAGAGAACAGCUCUGUGUCUCCCAAACCCUCACCGCCAACACACACCACCCCCACCCCCCCACACACCGCCUCCUCCUCCGCCACACACACCACCUCCUCCUCCGCCACACACACCACCUCCUCCGUGGCGCAGAAGAGGGUGAUGACGGAGGAUGAGAUCGUGGGCCAGGCCUUCAUCUUCCUGCUGGCGGGCUACGAGACCAGCAGCAACACCCUGGCCUUCACCUGUUACCUGCUGGCCCUGCACCCCGAGUGCCAACACAGGCUGCAGGAAGAGGUGGACGACUUCUUUACCAGACACGUGAGUUACACACAC
Engraulis encrasicolus (European anchovy) is the source of this 1457-nucleotide messenger RNA. Its product is annotated as thromboxane-A synthase-like. Gene Ontology annotation, molecular function: iron ion binding; steroid hydroxylase activity; oxidoreductase activity, acting on paired donors, with incorporation or reduction of molecular oxygen, reduced flavin or flavoprotein as one donor, and incorporation of one atom of oxygen. The transcript has 10 exons. NCBI's taxonomy places the organism in Eukaryota, Metazoa, Chordata, Actinopteri, Clupeiformes, Engraulidae. The record is from RefSeq and is a predicted model, not a curated record. The annotation marks the transcript as partial.